Molecule: messenger RNA, 486 nt
Organism: Funneliformis mosseae
Lineage: Eukaryota; Fungi; Glomeromycota; Glomeromycetes; Glomerales; Glomeraceae
Source: the annotation of a GenBank genome assembly
AUGAGGGCGGUUUUUGAAGGAAUUUUAAUUUCGCCAAAGGUUCUUCCAGAACUGGUGAAUUUAAUAGAAUUGGAAUUAUCCGUGAGGAAUCUUAAUCAGAAAUAUGAAGAACAAUUGAAAAAUUCAACGUUUUCUAAUCUUCAAGUUCUUCAUAUAGGAAACAUUUCUGUCAAUACCAUGGCCAUUAUAAUUGAAAAAACUAAUGGUCAUGUAAGAAAGAUUUGGGUUGAUGACUAUAAAUUCUGCAAUGAUGCUGAAAGAUUAAUCCUUGCUAUUUAUAAAAAUUGUUCUUACAUUGAAGUAUUAUCGAUCGUUCUUUAUAAUCAUAAUUUUAUGGAAUUCGAAAAGCUGCUUCAAUCUUGUGGUCAUUUAAGAACUUUAUAUAUUAAAAUAUUAAGCGCGAGAAAGAAUGAGCGUGAAGAUAGGAUGAUUUUAUCAGAAAUCUUAAAAGAAUCCGCACCAGCUUGUUUAAAUAAUAUUACUUAA